Molecule: messenger RNA, 4500 nt
Organism: Aspergillus homomorphus CBS 101889
Lineage: Eukaryota; Fungi; Ascomycota; Eurotiomycetes; Eurotiales; Aspergillaceae
Product: putative P-type ATPase
Exons: 22
Coding region: 216-4145 (1309 amino acids)
Biological process (GO): intracellular calcium ion homeostasis
Cellular component (GO): membrane
Molecular function (GO): ATP binding; P-type ion transporter activity; ATPase-coupled monoatomic cation transmembrane transporter activity
Source: RefSeq, a predicted model, not a curated record
CUGGCCUAUGACUUAAUCAAACACACGCCUAAUAACUUAAGCAAUUUUAUCCGUCGAUUAUAACACGCCAGUAUAUGUCACCGAAUCACCAAUUUAUAUGAAUUAGAAUGGCAUAAAACUCCCGCCCGUCAAUAUUAACAAAAGUGCCGCAAAUAUUAUAUAUCAGACAACCCACUGGACACUGAGAAGCGAACCGGCAGGGCGCCAUUAUCGACAUGGAGGACCGUCAAGUGCAGGCCCCGUACUCCGAGGUCUAUUCGCCUGGAGCUGAAAAUCGGCGCAACUCCAUGAGAAGCAGCUAUAGCAUUAUGUCCGAGGUCGGAAUGGCUCGCAAUGAGGUUUAUGACGGUCCGAUGUCAGAGAGUGUUCCAUCAAGCAUCGUCUCCUUUUCCCAUCGUCGAGAUCGAAAGGAUUCCAAUACUAGCUUCACAUAUUUCCAAGACAAUGAGGAGCACGCAAUGUGGCCGCAUGAGGAUGCAUUGGACGUUGACAGUGAUAGAGACGAAAUCUCAGUGGAUGGCUUCAAUACUACAGACGGGUCAAUACGGUCGUCUAAGCCCCGACCUUACUCAAGAGGCUCUGUUGAAGACCCCUUACUACAGCGAUCAUUGUCUGUUGGUUCGUAUGCGCAGAAUUGGAGAGGCGAGAAUAGAACAAGUCAGAAAGUCCACAUCAUGUCAGAAGACUUGACAAUUGUGAUCGCGGGGUUCUCAACAAGCAUCACUGGUCUGGUAAUGUAUUACAUGCUGUGUGCAUUGUCAUUUGGAUUCGCCUAUCUACUCUUUCGGUGGUUCCCAAAAUGGCGCGUGCGUCUGUUGGGUAAAUCUGUCCCUCUCGACGAUUGCAGAUGGGUUGCGAUUGAGGAUCAAUGGAAUCGAUUCCAAAUACAAUCAGUCGACUGUCAAGAUUAUGGGCGCCCUCUUUCUACAAUCUGGGCAGAUCCUGACUGCCGCCUGUAUGAUGAAGACAAUGACCCCACUAUUGCUCAAUUGAGAUGCAUCGAUUACAGAUAUCUACGCUUCUUCUACCAUCCUGUCGAGGAUCGAUUCUGUCUGGUAAAUGGCUGGAAAGAUCCCUCAUGGACAAAUGUGAAAGGAAUGAGGCUCGGGUUGGACGCCGAUGAUCGUGACAAUCGAGAACUAAUAUUUGGAAAAAACCUUAUUGACAUUCAGCAGAAGCCUGUCUUUCAGCUUCUUAUGGAUGAGGCCUUUCACCCAUUCUACAUCUUCCAGCUAGCAAGCCUUGUACUGUGGUCGCUCGAUGAAUACUAUUAUUACGCCGUUUGCAUAUUUCUCAUUUCAGUCAUCAGUAUUGGGGCAACUGUCAUUGAAACCAGAACGACAAUGAGCCGCUUAAGAGAGCUCUCGCUAUUUGAAUGCGAUACCCGUGUUCUUCGAAAUGGAUUUUGGAGAUCUAUUCCAUCCAGGGAGCUUGUCCCAGGAGAUGUCUAUGAGUUUUCGGAUCCUUCUCUCACACAAGUCCCUUGUGACUGUAUAUUAUUAUCCGGGGACUGUAUAGUGAACGAGAGUAUGCUGACAGGCGAAUCUGUCCCUGUCACUAAGGUUCCUUUGACAGACGAUGCGUUGAGGUAUCUUGAUCUAAAUGUACCUUCCAUUGAUCCUAACCUUGCGAAGCACUUUCUUUUCAGCGGUACAAAGAUAAUAAGGGCGCGACGCCCGCAGAAUGUCGAUGAUGAUGAAGCUAUAGCAUUAGCGGUUGUUGUGAGGACGGGAUUUCUCACAACUAAAGGUGCCCUGAUCCGGACAAUGCUCUUUCCCAAACCCUCUGGUUUCAAGUUCUACCGAGAUUCAUUCCGCUAUAUCUCAGUCAUGGGCCUUGUUGCCAUUCUAGGGUUCAUUGCCUCGUUUGUGAACUUCGUCCGCUUGGGGCUUCCUUGGCAGUUCAUCAUCGUCCGAGCACUUGACUUGAUCACGAUUGUUGUGCCUCCAGCGCUACCUGCUACGUUGAGUAUAGGAACCAACUUUGCUCUUUCACGACUCAAGAAUCAUAAGAUAUUCUGCAUCAGUCCGCAAAGGGUCAAUGUUGGCGGGAAGCUAGAUAUAAUCUGUUUCGAUAAAACUGGGACACUGACCGAGGAUGGACUAGACGUGCUUGGCAUUCGAAUUGUGGACAAUAAUGCAAGCUUCUCUGGUCUAAUUUCCACUAUCAAUUUCGACACCCAUAUUCAAGCACACAGUCCUGCCCUACAUGAUACCAGCAGUUAUGCUAAUAUUCUCCACACCAUGGCAACGUGUCAUUCUUUGAGGGUGGUCGAUGGUGAAUUACUGGGAGAUCCUCUGGAUGUUAAGAUGUUUCAAUUCACGGGAUGGUCUUUUGAUGAAGGGGGAAGUCACAUUGAACAGCCGGACUCGGAAACAAUCAUGCCGUCUAUCGCAAAGCCACCCGAGAGAACUGGCACGAUUGCCGGCUACCAGCAAGAUGAUGAGCCACAUGCACCUGUGGAGCUCGGUAUUUUGCGCAACUUUGAAUUCAUCUCGGAGUUGCGUCGCGCGAGUGUGGUUGUACGCCAAUUUGGUGAUCCGGGGGCUAGGACUUUUGUCAAAGGCGCCCCGGAAAGUGUGAAGGCAAUCUGUCUCCCGGAAAGCUUGCCCCGCGACUUUGACGAGCUUCUGGGCUAUUACACACAUAAAGGCUAUCGCGUCAUUGCUUGUGCUGCCAAGUAUCAGCCGAAGUUAAGCUGGAUGAAGAUUCAGAAAAUGACUCGUCAUGACGCUGAGUGCAAUCUGGAGUUUCUCGGGUUCAUCGUUUUUGAAAACAAGCUGAAACCAAAGACUACUAGGACUAUCGCUGAACUCAAUCAAGCAGGCAUACGCAAUGUCAUGUGUACAGGUGACAACAUACUAACGGCAGUUAGUGUUGCUCGUGAGUGUGGGUUGGUCAGUAGCAACGAACACUGUUUCGUUCCUCAUUUCCUACAAGGAUAUGCGCAUGAUUCCAAUGCUUCGCUUUGUUGGGAAAGCGUCGAUGAUCCUGCAAUCAGGCUUGACCCAACUACACUCAUGCCCCAGGCAAGUGUUACAGGUAUUGACUUAUCCGUACCGGGCAAUAUCUCCAACCUUAAUAACUACUCCCUUGCUGUGAGUGGUGAAGUCUUUCGAUGGGCCGUCGACUUUGGCAGCGAAACAAUCCUCGAUAGAAUGCUUGUGCGUGGCAGUGUAUUCGCAAGAAUGUCGCCGGAUGAGAAGCAUGAACUGGUUGAGAAGCUCCAGUCCCUCGACUACUGUUGUGGCUUCUGUGGCGACGGUGCUAAUGACUGCGGUGCACUGAAAGCUGCCGACGUCGGUAUCUCAUUGUCAGAUGCUGAAGCCUCUGUCGCUGCUCCGUUCACGAGUCGUCAAUUUGAUAUUUCUUGUGUCCCUACGCUGAUUAGGGAAGGUCGAGCUGCCUUGGUUACAAGCUUCUGUUGCUUCAAGUACAUGAGCCUCUACUCGGCCAUACAGUUCGCAACUGUUAGUUUGUUGUAUGCGUCCGCGUCGAAUCUGGGCGAUUUCCAGUUUCUUUUCAUUGAUCUAUUUCUAAUCUUACCAAUUGCGAUUUUCAUGGGAUGGACCGGCCCUCAUCCAAUACUUUCUCGAAAACGACCUACAGCAGAUCUCGUCUCGCGCAAAGUGUUGAUUCCAUUGCUUGGCCAAAUUACAUUGUGCAUAAUCACGCAGCUUGUGGCAUACAAACAUGUUCAACUGCAACCUUGGUUCAAACCUCCCAAUGCAGGCUUGGAGAACAACAUUGGGAACUCUGCAAAUACCGUACUUUUUCUGAUUUCUAGCUUCCAAUACAUACUGUCAAGUGUCGUGCUCAGCGCCGGACCGCCGUUUCGCAAACCAAUGAUCUCGAACAAACCGUUCCUGUUCAUGGUGCUCUUGAAUCUACUAUUCUCAUGCUAUAUGCUUUUCAGACCCAGUCGGUGGCUCAGACGAGUCAUGCAGUUGACGUCUAUCCCAAACUACUUUGCGUGGCAGUUGCUAUUGAUUGUUUCUGGAAGCUUUUUCAUUUCUUGGAUGGCUGAAAGAAGAUUUCUUCCUACUUUUGCUCGUCAGGUGGGGAAAUUACUUGAAAGAUUGCGACAGGACAAGUCGAAGAAACGUCGGCGUUACAAAAUGCUACUCGACGAAAUGAGAAACUGAAUUUGACCCCCUGAGCAGUGUUCACUGUUAGGAUGGUAAAGGUUUCCGCGUUCUUACGGGAGCUCUUCGAGUUCACGGUUGAGAUAUCUAAGCCUGGUUGGUGAUUGAUAUCCGUUUCUUUCUUCUUUGUUUCCGUUUAUUGAUCCCCGAAAGACAUAGCCGUUCGGUUAUAUGAGUGGUUGGGCUCUAGCAAAUAACUUGAACACACUGGGACAAUGCGCACUCAAUGAUCCCAAGGGUGCUUCCAUCCUAACAGGGCAGGACCAUCUUUCUUGGCUCGAUACAUUAGGAAGAACCACAUGCUAGCCCCCAAGGCUGUGGCAGUAAAGCGAUACAGAGGUCGUGCGGGAUGAAU